Anastrepha obliqua is the source of this 854-nucleotide messenger RNA. RefSeq lists its product as uncharacterized. The transcript has 2 exons. Lineage: Eukaryota; Metazoa; Arthropoda; Insecta; Diptera; Tephritidae. The coding region runs from base 80 to 745 and encodes 221 amino acids. The record is from RefSeq and is a predicted model, not a curated record.
CGCAAACUCCUUCAGUUUUCAAGUUGACUUGCUAUAUCUUACAUCUCAGUACAAAUCGUCAAACAUCGGUGGCAGCGAAAUGCUUUUGAAGGAGAUUGCUAACUUCAUAUUUUUAAAUUCAUUAUUGUGGUUGCUUGUUAAAGGGGAUACCAAUGAAGAUAUAGAUGUGCUUCUUAAAGCAAAUAAAGAAAUUUCUAAUCCUUCUACAAAUGACGAAAUUGAAUUUAAUCAGCAAAGAAAAAAGUUAGAAGAUGCCAAACAACUAAACACGGACGCGAGAAAAGAAGAUGCUAUUAAAGAAUUUAAUGCUUACCAAAGUGAGAGAGAUUUUUUAAAGGAACAAAUUAGUGCACUUAUACCAAAGGCUGGGAACGUAGUUGACCUUACAAAUAUUUUGCAGCACGCUUUAGAUGGAAGUAAUAGAGUGAAAGAAUUUGCUGUAGAAUUUGUUGAAGAACAAUUAAGUAAGGCUGGGCAGGCCAGUAGUGCAUCAAAUACUACUUCCUUUACUUCCAUUGAUAGCCUCCUUGACGCCAUAUCAAAAUGGGCACAAUCAGGAGGUAUUACAUUUUCGCCGAAUUUACACAAUCAAAUAAAUACCUACAAUCCAAUUUCAUCGCAAGCCAACGAUAAUGCCAAUUACAAUGAAGAACUAAAAAAACUACUGAUAAUGCUGCUCAAAAAAUGGGAAUCUCUUAAUAACGACACAGAUGACGACUGGUUCAAUUUGUUCGAGUGGUUUUAGAAGUCAGCAGAAACUACUUCAAAAUUGUCUAUAUAUACAGCUACUAUAUUGUUUUUUUAUUUACAAUAAUUUGCUUUAUGGUGCUUUUAUAACUUGCAUCAUAUUAUAA